ACCGAUCCUGCGAUUGUGCGCACGCUCUUUUGCCCGCACAAACCCGCCGUCAUCGACUCCUCGUCCGCCCGAACCUCACUUCUCAACUCCACCCUCCAACAUCCCCACGAGUUUCUAAUGAGUGCACCCAUCUCGACCCAGAACCCGCCCAUCGCCGCUUCCACGCCUGCCGCCGCGAACUUGUCCUCGUCGGGAUCGUCCGCCAACGUGGCCGCUGGAUCGGCACAGCCCACUGCCCGCAGCUCGUACGCAAACGCGACCAAGAAGAUCUCGUCUCCUCCGAUCGCGUCCAGUGCAGCCCCGCCCGUGGCAGUGGGAGGGUCAAACGCCCAGCAUGGCAAGAGCUCGUCCGUCUCCCCCGUGAACGGCUCCAGCCCCAUCAAGCCCGCUGUUCCCGCCAUGGGUCCUACCAUUGUGAACAGCAGCAGCGCCAACGGUGACCACAGUCGCAAGUCCUCCGUCACCAUCAGCGCCGCUGGCACCAGCGGAUUCAUUCCCAACGGUGGCCCUGUUGCAAGCAGUCGCGCGCCCUCCAAUCUUACUUUUGGUUCGCUCGCUGGCUCCCCUGCGCCCUCUCCCGCAGUUCCCCAGCAGAAUUUGAACCCUCAGUCUCAAAACCCGCGCAUCAACUCGCCUGCGCAUUCGCCCUCUCCCAUCCCCACACCUACUGCCAGUGGUGGAAAACCAGACGCUCUACCAACGCGCCCGGGCAUGCCUGUUUUUGGUGGUGGCAGCGACGGAACAGAGUCCAACAACCGCCCAAUCUCCAUGCCUCCUCAACCACACUCCAUUCCCCAAAGCCAACACCUUCGCCGCGAGUCGAGCCAGUCUGCGCACAGCGACAUGGGCAACCAGCGAUUCCAGCCCGGCAAUAACAGCGGUCGCGGGCGCGGGAAUUUCCAGCCUGGAGGUUACCCACAGAUGGGACACUCGCCCCAGCCCCAGUUCCGUCAAAUGAACAACCCUCCUCGCGGGCCCAUGCCACCCAAUUUCCAGCCCGCUAUGAACCACCCUAACUCUCCCUACCGACAAAACCGAAGCCCGGCCAUUUCUCCCGCUGUCAUGCAUCAGCAACAAAUGGCCACACAGUCUGGCGGUAUGCCCUACUACCCGGCGCAGUAUCAGCAACAAAUGAACUACAUGCCCGGGCAACUUGGUGCUGACCCAUAUGGCCAGUACUAUGGCAACAACUACAAUCAAGCAGCAUACGGUAGUAUGGGUCAGUCCAUGUAUGCUCCCGGUGGGAUCCCCCCAUCCCCUCGUAACCACUACCAGGUUCCCUACGGUCAAGCUCCUCCUCAGGCGCAAGGUAUGGCUAGGACCAACUCAAACAUGUCCGAGUCUCGCCCUCAGUCUGCCGUGGCCCAACCCAGCACACCUGCCAUGACCAAUGUUAACGCUUCGCACACGCAUACCCCGAGCGCUGCCUCCGCCAGCCCUGCCCCGAGCUCCUCUACUUUCGCCAUCCCUCCUAAGAAGAAGAGCAAUGCCAUCGUCAUCAAGACCACCGACGGAAAGGUCGUCGACUUCAAGAAUGAGAAGAAGCCGGCGUCCCCCGCACCCUCUGCUGGUGCUGCUCCACCAAAGUCACCUGCCAUUGUCGCCACGCCAACACCUCCCCCUCGCCCGGAGUCCACGCACAGUCGUGCCGAGAGUGUCGCCGCAAAGACCGACUCCGAAAAGAAGGCCGACUUCGUGCUCCAGUUCAAGAAACAGCUCGAAGCCGAAAAGUCACAGAAAGAGGCCGAUGAGAAGAAGGCCAAAGAUGACGAAGCUGCCGCUGCUGCCAAGAAAGAGGAAGAGGAGAGACUGGCCAAAGAGGAAGCUGAAAAAGCCGCCAAGGAGAAAUCAGAUGCCGAAGCCAGCAAGAAGGCCGAAGAGGAUGCUGCUGAGAAGAAGCGUAAAGAAGACGAGGAGUUCGAGCGAAUGAUUGCUGAAAUGGAAGCUGCCGAGAAAGAGGAACAAGAGCGUGAAGCCAAGUUCGCAGAGAAGAAGAAGAUUGCAGAUGCUGAGCGCAAAGCCAAGGAGGAGAAAGAAGCCGACGAGCGUCUCAAGGCGGCUGAACGCGAAGCUGAGGCUCUUGAGGCUAAGCGUGCACAAGGCGGUGAUGAAGAAUCCGCCAAAUUGUUUGCUAGUCUCAAGAAGAACACACAGUUUGGCCCGGGCGCUGCUGCUGAGAGCGAUACUUCUACUCCUGCUCCUGCUCCUGAGCCUACCAGCGCUCCCGUUCAACCCAAAUCUGCAACAAAGGCCAAGCCCCAUCCUCUCAAAUUGGAGACCAACAAGGCCAUCGAGCCGGCGCAGCCCACCGCUGGUAUGAACUCGCUCAAGAGUGCUCGCUUCUUGGCGAUCAAGAAUGAGGUCAACUACCCCGAAGGUGUAAGCUCGCCCAACCCAGCGCUCAACGCGACUGGCAAGGGAGGCAAGAGUGGUCGACCAUAUGACAUGAGUUUCUUGCUUCAGUUCCAGAGCGUGUUCAAGGAGAAACCCAGCGUCGACUGGGAUAUGAAGUUGAAGGAGACCGUCGGUGAUCCAAGCGACUCUGCCCGCACUCCCGGCCCUCGUCCAGCUUCCAUGGGCCCUCGCCAACCCUCUCGCACCAACACUCUAGGUGGAGGCAUGGGCAAUUUCGGCAGCGGCAACUUCCCCCAGGGCAGGACCCUACCUCCCGGUACAUCUUCCGAAGAACGGUUCCGCAUGUCGCAAGGAACUGGAGGUCGAUCCAUGACGAACCCUCUCGGUCAAAUGAUGGGAGCUCGUGCCGGUGGCUCGGGAUCUUUCCCUGUGCAGGUGUCGCGCAACGCAUCCUAUAACAUGGGAGCGAAUGGACCCAACUCUCCUCGUGUUGGUAGCUCUCGUGGUAGGGGCAGCCGUCGUGGUGACAAGCCUGCCCAUAACGCCAAGGAAGAAAAGGCCAUGCCUUUGACCGCUGGUAUGCAGAUCAAGGACCUUGAGCGUUCCCAGACUGGUUGGACCCCUAUGAGUCUGAAGGGUGGAGGUAGUGCUCAGCCUGCUUCUGGCGGUCACAUGGCCCCCGACAUGGUGCAACGUAAAGUCAAGGCUGCUCUCAACAAGAUGACUCCCGAAAAAUUCGACAAGAUUGCCGACCAGAUCCUCGAGAUUGCUGGCCAGAGCAAGAACGAGCAAGACGGCAGGACUUUACGCCAGGUCAUUCAGUUGACUUUUGAGAAGGCUUGCGAUGAGCAGCAUUGGUCUUCCAUGUAUGCCAAAUUCUGUGCGCACAUGCUCAACACCAUGAGCACAGAGAUCAAGGAUGAGAAUGUCCGCGACAAGCAUGGCAAUCCCGUUGUCGGAGGAGCUCUCUUCCGCAAGUACCUCCUCAACCGUUGCCAGGAGGAAUUCGAAAAGGGUUGGGAAAUCAACCUACCCGACAAGCCAGAGGGUCAGACUGGCGAGGCUGCUCUGCUGUCCGAAGAGUACUACGUUGCUGCAGCUGCCAAACGUCGUGGUCUCGGUCUCAUUCAGUUUAUCGGUGAACUUUACAAGCUGAACAUGUUGACCCUCAGGAUCAUGCACGAGUGUGUCCUGAAGCUUCUCGACUUCGAAGGUCUUCCGGACGAAUCAGCUGUUGAAUCGUUGACAAAACUCCUGCGCACGGUCGGUGGCACCAUGGCUGCUGCCGAUGCUGGCCCCAAGAUGCUGGAUGUUUACUUCCAACGCAUUGAAAAGAUCAUGAACAUGGAAGGUUUGAACAGUCGUCUCAAGUUCAUGUUGAUGGAUUUGUGUGAUCUUCGACGCUCCAACUGGGUUUCCAAGGACGCAGACAAGGGUCCAAUGACACUGACCGAAAUCCACGCAAAGGCCGCCGCCCAACAGCAAGCAGCCGAGCUGGAGCGUCAACGCAACAACACCCGCGGUGGUCCCCGUCCGCAUAUGGGCCGCGGAGAUGCUCGCUCAUUCUCCGGCGGUGGUAUGCCACCUCCAGCAGACUUCCCUACUGGUCGUGUACAGAUGGAUGAUCUUCGCAAGUUGACUAGGAACAACUCGUCACGCAAUGCUGCCCCUGGUGGGUCGCUUGGUCCGUCCUCCUUGCUCGGUGGCCGAACUGGCAGUGGACGUCGCGGCCUUGGUCCCGGUGGCAAUCUCAAUCUCACAAGUCGUGGCGAUGAGUCCGGUGCAUCCUCCCGAACCGCUACUCCUGUGUCGAAGGAAAAGGAGCCCACAAACGCAAACUCUUUCAGUGCCCUCAUGAGCCUUGGAGAUGAUGUCAAUGAAGUUACCUCUCCUCCUUCAACUGCCUCGUCUCCCCCGCAAGGAAAAACCGCCUUGUCUCGGUCAAAAUCGCCUGCUGCUGAAGCCAAACCAUCCGAGUGA
Messenger RNA from Periconia digitata, 4335 nucleotides. The record is from the annotation of a GenBank genome assembly. Lineage: Eukaryota; Fungi; Ascomycota; Dothideomycetes; Pleosporales; Periconiaceae.